Molecule: messenger RNA, 1808 nt
Organism: Orussus abietinus
Lineage: Eukaryota; Metazoa; Arthropoda; Insecta; Hymenoptera; Orussidae
Product: selenium-binding protein 1-A
Exons: 8
Coding region: 263-1690 (475 amino acids)
Molecular function (GO): selenium binding
Source: RefSeq, a predicted model, not a curated record
CAGUCGAGCGAAGUCGCUCGAGAAGAGUAGACGUAUGGAUUGAAAUUAUCGUUCCUGUGAUCGUUUAUCGUUGAAAAUAAAAGAAAUAAGAAUUCGUUAGUUUAUACAAACGGGGUCGAAAUUCAGUUUCUCGGAGUCGUUGCAACAAAACAAAAUUCUUCUCGUUCAUUUCAAAACCCGUGAGGUGAAGAGUUAUCUUUUCAGUGAUUCUGCAAAUGUAAAAUUUCGCAAUAAUUUACGGCGAGAGCGAUAAAGUGAUAAAAUGGCUGAAACGAAGGAAUGCGUUUCCUGCGGUCCUGGAUACAGAAGUCCAAAAGUGGCGAUGUUGGAAGGCCCAAGAGAAAAAAUUAUGUACGUCGUAUGUAUACAUACGGAUCCAAAAAAAGCUGAUGUCCUUUCAACAGUCGAUGUUGAUCCUGAAAGUCCCACUUAUUGCCAGAUUAUCCACAAACUGAGGAUGCGAGAGAUCGGAGACGAGCUACAUCAUUGCGGAUGGAACAUUUGCAGCAGCUGUCAUGAGUCAAAAAAGAAAAGAGACACUCUGGUCUUGCCUUGUCUUAUGUCAGACAGGAUAUAUUUAGUUGACGUAUCGAACGAGAGAGAGCCAGCCAUUAAAAAGGUGAUAGAGCCAGAGGAGAUGCACAAACAUGGUUUAGCGACUCCGCAUACAACUCAUUGCGCUCCCACGGGAGAAAUAAUUAUUUCUACCAUGGGAAAUCCGAACGGCGAUGCAAUGGGAAAUUUCUUGCGAAUCGAUACCGAGACUUCCAAAGUUUUGGGAAGUUGGACGACAGGUGAGAAGAGAGCGAAAUUUGGGUACGAUUUUUGGUAUCAGCCUUAUCACGACGUCCUGGUUGCUUCGGAAUGGGGUGUUCCCCGAGUUUUUAAAAAAGGCUACGCCACGACAGAUGGUCCUGAUCCUGCUGUUUAUGGAAGGAGUCUGAAUUUUUAUUCUUGGAAUGAACGAAAGCUUGUGCAAGUUCUGGAUCUCGGGUACGACGGAAUAGCUCCUUUAGAAAUCAGAUUCCUUCACGAGCCCACUUCGAGUGAAGGAUUCGUCGGAUGUGCAGUCAAUGCAAACGUCUUUAGAUUUUUCAAAAAUGAAAAUGGAAAAUGGGUCGCCGAGAAAGUCAUCGACGUCCCUCAUAAGAAAGUCGAAGGGUGGAUUGCACCUUACAUGGGAGGAAUGAUAACGGACAUUUUAUUAAGCCUUGACGAUAAGUACUUGUACUUUUCGAACUGGCUUCACGGAGACGUCAGGCAGUACGACAUUUCGGAUCCGAAAAAUCCGAAAUUAACCGGUCAAAUUUUCCUCGGAGGCUCCAUUUUGUCCAACUCGAAUGUCAAAGUGAUCGAAGACAAGGAAUUGUCAAAACAACCCGAUCCGAUUUAUGUCAAAGGACGAAGACUUUUGGGUUCUCCACAAAUGUUGCAGUUGAGUCUCGACGGUCGAAGACUUUACGUCACUACCUCGAUUUUCAAACCCUGGGAUAAACAAUUUUAUCCCGAACACUUCAAGCGAGGCUCAACAAUGGUUAAACUUGACGUUGACAUUGACAAUGGAGGCAUGAAGUUGGAUGAAAAUUUCUUGGUUGACUUCGGAGCUGAUAAGGAUGACAUUUUAUUGGCUCAUGAAAUGAGAUAUCCUGGAGGAGAUUGCACUUCCGACAUUUGGCUUCCGGAAAAAUAAACACUAAUUUUCCCGAAAAAUGUUUAGCAACACGUUUUUCCUUAACUCUAAUACCAAGAGGUGAACAACCUGAUAAUUUCUUAUACAGUUGAUAAUAAAUAAUGCUUAUUCAAUUUUU